AUGUAUCUCUUCUUGUGGUUCUUCUCUUUUUUGAACCUUGCACGCUGCACACUGCUAGCCCUGGUCCCGGUUGGGCCGCUGCAAGUCAACUCCCGCAAAUGCCGACUAACUAGUGCUGCAUGGAGUAAUUUACGAAAGCGCGUCCGCAAACAAAUAACUAGCCAAACUGAUAUACUGGUUGGGUCGAGCCUUGUAUGGCAGCCAGCCAGCCAGCCAGCGGAUUGUUUGCUUCUCAAUGGUGAUCAUUCAACAUUCCUGAACCUUCGUGAUCUGUUUUCGGAGAAGGUGAUCAGCCGAAUCACUCCGGGGGUGGACGAUCUGCAACGCCGUCACUGUUAG
This is a messenger RNA of Histoplasma capsulatum G186AR, 339 nucleotides long. RefSeq lists its product as uncharacterized. The transcript has a single exon. Bases 1 to 339 code for a protein of 112 amino acids. The record is from RefSeq and is a predicted model, not a curated record. NCBI's taxonomy places the organism in Eukaryota, Fungi, Ascomycota, Eurotiomycetes, Onygenales, Ajellomycetaceae.